AUGGCCGAGUCGGUGUCUGAGUGCCCCACCACGGGUGCACAGUCUCUCCCACCAAAUUCAGCUAGGAAGCCCUUCAUCGACACCUGGGGUGGUCAAUCUGGUUGGGUCGGUACAAAGAUGACUUGGUCUCUUAUGGUGUACGUGCUGCUCUCUGAUAAGUUCGGCUUACAGUCAUGA
This is a messenger RNA of Prunus armeniaca (apricot), 177 nucleotides long. The record is from the annotation of a GenBank genome assembly. NCBI's taxonomy places the organism in Eukaryota, Viridiplantae, Streptophyta, Magnoliopsida, Rosales, Rosaceae.